AUGCCGCCGCCGCCGCCGGUGCCGCCGGAGAAGCAGAAGCGGAAGCUCGCCCGCCUCUGCGAUCUCGUCUCCUCCUCCCUGCUUGUCCACCUCGAACCCGCGCCGUCGCCGCCGCGGCAGCUGACGCGGGAAGACGAGCGGCAGCUCCUCCUCGCGCUCUCCACGGUGAACAAGACGAUACGACGAUGGGACCAGGAGGAGGCAGCUUGUGAAUUGGUUCAGGAAACUCUUUCUGAUUCCGGAGAAGUUCAUAGUUGCUGCUUACUACUUAAAGAGCAUCCAUAUGAUGGAUUUGGUUGCAUGGCGAAUAUGGUCUCUGUAUUGGUUGGUUUCCUUGAUUUCUGCAGUGAUUAUGUCAAACACUCAGCUGGCAAUAUCCUAAUUUCCAUAUCUAGUACCCUAAUUAAGUUUGAAUACAUUUGGAUUCAGUUCAUUGAGCUUGUCUGGGUGGCUAUACAUGCAGCAUCGAAAUGUGUUCAUAACACUUCACAUUUUACAACUGACUCCAACAGUAAUGACAUCACUAGUUCAAGCUCAAGAAUCACAAGCUUCAUGACAGUACUUAAUGAGCGUUGUCUCAAUAUCAGUGGGCAAACCAUGUCCAGUCUCUUUCGAGUAUUACAUGCUAUCUUGAAGUUCCUUAAACACAGUGACAGUACAUAUGGACAAGAUAUGUUUGUGAAACUUGUUGAUAUAGUUCCCAAGAUAGCAUUUUCCUUACAUGGGCAGUAUGAUGGACCCAAAAGUCUUUAUCAGUACUUAAAGCAUAAAAUUCUGAUGGUAAUGAUGCGGCUUAAGCCUUACAUACAGCAAGAUUGUUCACAUAUUGUUAGUUGGCUGAAAUUGCUUCGGCAUUACUUUGAAGACCUUCUUCAUGAACCUAUCUCACAACAUAUUGCUAAACCAGGAAAUUGUUUAGAAGGUUCUCCGUUUUUAUUGGACAUGGUAGAUUUAGUUGAGAGUCAGGAUAAGUCAACUCGGCACUUGCAAAGGCAAGCUAUCUAUUUGUUCCUUAGUUGUUCCAUAUGCUUGUCUUACAGCAGAAAUGAUGGUGCACUUCAAUGUUCAUGCAAGAGGGAUGAGUGUUUGUUGGGUCACAAAGUACAAGGCUGUAGUAAUCACUGCAACUGUUUUGGCUUAUCAGAAAUUUCAGACUGGUUUCAGAAGUGUUACCUAAACUGGAGUCUUGACUCAAAUUCAUCAAGUUUUGCCUUAUCCUUUCUGGAAUUGUAUAUGGAGGAGGAUGACAUGCUAUUCAACAUUCUCUUACAACUUUUAGAUGCACCACUCAUUUUUCUAAAAAUAGCUAACUUGGAAACUACUGAACUUGUUGGUGUAAAACUGUUCUCAAGCAUUUUCGACCCAGUUCACCUUUUUCAUCUGCUGCUUUUUCUGCUGCACUAUGAUCACAUGGUACUUGUUGAUUACCUCAUAUCUAAGGAUGUUGGUGUGCAUUGUGCUCAGUAUCUAUUAAGGUGCUUACGCUUAGUUUCCCAGUCUUGGCAUGCUUUUGUUGAUGAUUCUAUUUACUCAACAAAAAUAGAUAAGCUUGACUGUAAAAGGCAGAGGACUUCUGGGGAUAAAGAUAGUGACAGAGCCAGUACAAGUAAACAGUAUAAGAAUGGUUCUGGUUGUGAUAAAGAGGCCAAGAAUUCACAGAAGCUUUUUCUUGAUGCUAAAGAAUGCCUUUAUUCAUUGAAGAGAACAGUGGAAGAUCUGCAAAAGAAGGAUUUGUUCCCUUACAAUCCGAAGCCUCUUCUUAGAAGUGAAAUCCUUUUCUUGUUCCUGCAUUUGCCUCUUCAAUUUCUUUUGGUAUAUCAUCAGCUCAAUGACAUUGUCAAUCUAAUGAUUGAAUUUGAUAUUUUGGCAUAUCAACUCAAUGGCAUUGUCAACCUAUUGAUUGAAUUGGAACUUUGGCACAUCAACUCAAUGCUUGGCCCGGUUUCAGGAGCUGUGUGA
This is a messenger RNA of Miscanthus lutarioriparius, 1959 nucleotides long. The record is from the annotation of a GenBank genome assembly. Lineage: Eukaryota; Viridiplantae; Streptophyta; Magnoliopsida; Poales; Poaceae.